CAGAGCAGGGGCCGCCCCUUGGCACCCCGUCCCCGCCCCCGGCCCUCGGGCCCAGCUACCAGCCCCGCCAAUCCUCGGGGUCUCUCGUCUUGUCCCGCCGUCUGUCCGGAGCCCGAGGAACAGGACAGAGGCGGCGGGUGAGUGACUCCGCGGGGGCGGGGGGCUUGGUUGGAAGACGUGGAUGUGGGGGCCCGAGACCCUCCGAGGGUCUCCAGAGCCACUGCCGCCCACUUUGAAGUUCAGUAUGGCGAACUUCACACCAGUCAAUGGCAGCUCAGCCAACCAGUCUGUACGCCUGGUCACGCCAACCCACAACCACCUUGAGACAGUGGAAAUGGUGUUCAUCGCCACCGUGACGGGCUCACUGAGCCUGGUGACUGUUGUGGGCAACAUCCUGGUGAUGAUGUCCAUCAAGGUCAACAGGCAGUUGCAGACGGUCAACAACUACUUCCUGUUCAGCCUGGCAUGUGCAGAUCUCAUCAUAGGUGCAUUCUCCAUGAACCUCUACACUGUAUACAUCAUCAAGGGCUAUUGGCCCCUGGGUGCCGUGGUCUGUGACCUGUGGCUGGCCCUGGACUAUGUGGUGAGCAAUGCUUCUGUCAUGAAUCUUCUUAUCAUCAGCUUCGACCGUUACUUCUGCGUCACCAAACCCCUCACCUACCCUGCCCGCCGUACCACCAAGAUGGCGGGCCUCAUGAUCGCAGCCGCCUGGGUCCUCUCCUUUGUGCUCUGGGCACCUGCCAUUCUGUUCUGGCAGUUUGUGGUGGGCAAGAGGACAGUGCCCGACAACCAGUGCUUCAUCCAGUUCCUGUCUAACCCGGCAGUGACCUUUGGCACGGCCAUUGCUGCCUUCUACUUGCCCGUGGUCAUCAUGACGGUGCUCUACAUUCACAUCUCGCUGGCCAGCCGCAGCCGAGUCCACAAGCACCGACCCGAAGGCCCCAAGGAGAAGAAGGCCAAGACCUUGGCUUUCCUCAAGAGCCCCCUGAUGAAGCAAAGCAUCAAAAAGCCUCCCCCUGGGGCGUCUCGAGAGGAGCUGCGCAACGGGAAGCUGGAGGAGGCCCCCCCACCUGCCCUGCCUCCGCCACCCCGCCCGGUGGCCGACAAAGACACCUCCAACGAGUCCAGCUCAGGCAGUGCCACCCAGAACACCAAGGAACGGCCACCCACAGAGCUGUCCACUACAGAGGCCACCACGCCUGCCAUGCCCGCUCCUACCCUGCAAUCACGGACCCUCAACCCAGCCUCCAAAUGGUCCAAGAUCCAGAUUGUAACCAAGCAAACAGGCAAUGAGUGUGUGACAGCCAUUGAGAUUGUGCCUGCCACGCCAGCUGGCAUGCGUCCGGCGGCCAAUGUGGCUCGAAAGUUUGCCAGCAUCGCCCGUAACCAGGUGCGCAAAAAGAGGCAGAUGGCUGCCCGGGAACGCAAAGUGACACGGACCAUCUUUGCCAUCCUGUUGGCCUUCAUCCUCACCUGGACACCCUACAAUGUCAUGGUCCUGGUGAACACCUUCUGCCAGAGCUGCAUCCCUGACAGGGUGUGGUCCAUCGGCUACUGGCUCUGCUACGUCAACAGCACCAUCAACCCUGCCUGCUAUGCGCUCUGCAACGCCACCUUCAAAAAGACCUUCCGGCACCUGCUGCUAUGCCAGUAUCGGAACAUCGGCACGGCCAGGUAGGCAGAGAGGUGCUCUAGGUGGUGCUGGUGUUACAAGUGUGUGGCGGGGGAACCACGUGGCUCACCCGGCUAUGGAGAAGAGAGUUGGCGGCCCCAUUCUGUGUUCGCAUCUGCUGACAGGUCUCCUAGACACUUGUGAGGCCCAACCAAGAAGAUGCUUUGGCUGGUUUCAGAGACCAGUUCUCUGCUCAUGCCCAGGGAAUGUCUAGACUGGGACUGCCCGGCUUACAUCUGACCCUGCCUCAGGAAGCUGGGGGCCACUGACUGGGUCAAGCCAUCAGCAAUGCUGGAAGAAAGGACUGAGGAGUAGAGCAGAGGCCAGGGGCAUCUGAAGGAGCAAGGGGCCAGACGAGUAAGGGUGGGGUCCCCCAGUCUGCUGUAAUCGGUGCUUUCUGCCUUCCUGCACCCUGCAUGUAGGCUCAGCCCUAACCCCCUAAAUCCCAUUCCAAGGGUGGAAAUUUCCCUGCCACAGCAGCUCAUCCGGGCUCUGGGUGGGAAGCAAGCCGAAGGCCAGGCUGCAGUGCAAUGAGGCAUCUCCUUCCCUUCCUCCACAGUGAUCAGAAGUCAGGAUGGGACAGCUAGUCAGGUCACACCCAGGAAUCCAGAUCUAGGCUCCUGUGAAUGCAGGUUGAGUCAAAGGAGGUGGGAUGGUGGGUUGUAUUGCAAAGAACUCCCAUCGCCCAGGUCACACAUCCAGGGAUGUCACCUUUGCCCUGAGAAGACCUGGGUCCAAAGGACAAAGGGAGGAACUUAGUGACCCACAAAAGCUUCCGCGAUAGAGAGGCAGACAAGAUCUAGCAUCUCUACUCUUCCCAGUGGGUAGAACCUUCCUGAAUGGUAUCAGGCUGGACAGAGACCUUUGAGUGGGCAAGGCUGAGUGCAGGUGGUUCAUCCUGGGCUCCCUUCCUCAGCCCGGCCCAGACUAAGUCCCUGGGAGAGAUGACUGAAAGACUCAGGAGUCCUGGAAGACUUUCAUCAACGAUUUGCUUUUUCCAUGAGCUCUGAGGAAUAGUCACCAAGUCUCAACUCUUAUGCCCACCAGUCCCUGCAGCCCAUCCCCCACUGUCCUACCCUCAACAU
Molecule: messenger RNA, 2757 nt
Organism: Jaculus jaculus (lesser Egyptian jerboa)
Lineage: Eukaryota; Metazoa; Chordata; Mammalia; Rodentia; Dipodidae
Gene: Chrm4
Product: cholinergic receptor muscarinic 4
Exons: 2
Coding region: 182-1678 (498 amino acids)
Biological process (GO): chemical synaptic transmission; G protein-coupled receptor signaling pathway, coupled to cyclic nucleotide second messenger; adenylate cyclase-inhibiting G protein-coupled acetylcholine receptor signaling pathway
Cellular component (GO): plasma membrane; synapse; dendrite
Molecular function (GO): G protein-coupled acetylcholine receptor activity; G protein-coupled serotonin receptor activity
Source: RefSeq, a predicted model, not a curated record